CAUCCUUGCACCGGCAUGCACAGUCUCCCAAGGCUCAUACUGCUGAAGAGUACGCCCCUCUCUCUCUCACACUCUCACAUACACACACACACACACACACACACACUCUCUCAGCCUCUCCCACUCAACCUCUCCCUCACACACAUACACACACGCACGUGCUUAUAGUCACACACGCGCAGUGCUGUCAGAAGCGCCGCUGCUGGAUCAGAGCCAUCUCGCGAAGGAGGUUCCAGCGGAGGGAAGAGAAAGCCAGAGUGAGAGCGAGACAAAGGGAAGGAGGACGGUAGAAGGAGAGGAGCGAAUAGGAGCACAGGGACCGGCACAAGGAAGGAGAGACCCAGCGCUUUGUGAAGAACAGAAAGCGAGGGACAGGAGGAAGGAGGAGGAGAGAGGAAAAAAGAGGAGGGGGAACAGGAAACGCGAUCACUUUCAGCUGCAGCGGUCCGUGUCGCAGCAUGGGCAAUGCACCAUCCCAAGCCAACGCCGGGGCCUGUUUUCCUAAGCAAGAUCCCGAGCGUGGUGGCAGUCACAUGAUCUCCACAGAUGACUUGGAGUAUCCACGAGAGUACCGGACGCUGGGGAACAGCGCACGGCGCUUCUCCAAUGUGGGCCUGGUGCACACAUCGGAGCACCGCCACACCGUCAGUGCGGCCCAGAGCCUGGAGGCCCUGACCAACCUGCACAAGGCUGACAUGGAGCGCAAGAGGGACGCCUUCAUGGAUCACCUGAAGAGCAAGUACCAGCAGCAGCAGCAGUUGCAGCAUCCGCACCACAGCCCGCACCACAACCCACCGUCGCCCUCACCCUCCCACGCCAGCAUGAGGGGUACGUCAGAGCGGUCUGCACGAGAACAGCAACAGCCCAACUACUGGAGCUUUAAGAGCCGCAGUCCACGGCAUUCCCAGUCUACCCAGUCUGGGCUUGCCGACCAGGCCGCCAAGCUCUCCUUUGCCUCAGCUGAAUCCUUGGAGACCAUGUCAGAAGCCGACAUACCCAUCGGGUUCAACCGGAUGAACCGAUUUCGCCAGAGCCUGCCGCUGUCCCGCUCUGCCAGCCAGAAUAAGCUACGAUCUCCAGAUGAAUAUUCAGGGGUGCUGUUCCUGCAGUACGGAGAUGAGACACGUCGGGUUCACAUCACCCACGAGCUAAGCAGCCUGGACACGCUGCACGCUCUCAUCGUGCACAUGUUCCCUCAGAAGCUAACAGCAGGUAUGCUGAAGUCACCCAACACAGCCAUCUUGAUCAAGGACGAGGCGCGCAACGUUUUCUACGAGCUGGAGGAUGUCCGGGAUAUCCAGGACCGCAGCAUCAUCAAGAUUUACCGCAAAGAGCCCAUCUACGCUUCCUACCCUGCUGCUGCACACCUGGCUAACGGAGACCUAAGGAGAGAGAUGGUGUACUCCUCUCGCGACUCCUCCCCAACUCGCCGCCUCAACACGCUCCCUUCCUCUACAGCCUCGGGGUCCUCUGGCUCUCCAUCCCGCUCACGCCUCUCCUACAGCGGCGGCCGUCCUCCCUCCUUCACUGGGUCCCACUCCCAGCAUGAACAGCCACGACAUCCCCACCAUCCCUCAGCUGGCCAUGGUGCCAAUGCAGGCCUGUCUCCCUCGCCCAGUGCCAUCCUGGAGCGCCGCGACGUUAAGCCUGAUGAAGAAGUUUCUGCAAAAAAUAUGGCGCUAAUGAAGAAUGAGUCACUGUAUGCAGAUCCCUACAGCCUGAUGCAUGAGGGCCGCCUCAGUAUCGCCUCCACCCAGUCGUUAGCUGCCAUCGGAGACCCCUUUAGCUUUCCCGUUUCCAGUGGCCUGUACCGCCGUGGCUCUGUGCGCUCCCUCAGCACCUACUCAGCCGCAGCUCUUCAAGGAGACCUGGAGGACUCCCUCUACAAGCCAGGAGGUUCGCUGUACUCUGAUACAUACUCCUCAGCCACACUGGGCAUGGGUUUUCGCAUGCCGCCCUCAUCCCCGCAGAAAAUCCCUGACAUGCAGCUGAGGGACAGGGACUCUUAUUCCAGCUCACCCAGCAGAGCCUCACCUGUCAGGCAGACCUUCCGCAAAGACUCAGCCUCCUCCUCUGUGUUUGUGGAGAGCCCAAAGUCGAGGCCCAGCUCCAGUUCAGAGCCUCUGUGUCUGACAGCCGGGCCUGGGGAGGGCAGCAGGGCCACGCCUGGCUUUGGUUCUUCGUUGUCUGGACAGGACCCUGACAGCAGCAGGGAUCACCGUCUGGAGCGUAUGGAGGCAAUGGAGAAGCAGAUCGCCAGCCUUACCGGCCUGGUCCAGAGUGUGCUGACCAGAGCACCAGACAGUGACAGCACAUGUGGCCUGCUGCGUCUCUGCAUGAUGGCGGGCUGCCCUCCGGACCAAGGGACGGAGUUCUCACGGCCAUUACCUUUCUCUUCCAGCGAGAAGACUGAAACCAACAGCGAUGGCUCCGCCACUGGAACUGGACGGCUGAAGCAGAAAGCUCAUACACCGUCGGCACCUCUAGCUCUGAUGCCGCCACCACCUUCCAACACAACCCAGGUGAACAGCGUGGGCCGCUUGCAGAUGCAGCUCCACCUGCACGGCCUGCAGCAAAACGCCACCGACCUGCGCAAACAGCUCGGCCAGCUACGCAGGAUGCAGAUGGAAAACCAGGAUUCAGUGCGAACUCUGUUGAAGCGGACAGAAGCGGAGCUGAACGUGCGUGUGGCCGAUGCCCUGAGGAAGCAGGAGGAUCCUCUGCAGAGACAGCGCCUUCUGGUGGAGGAGGAGAGACUCAAGUACCUCAACGAGGAGGAGCUCAUCAUCCAGCAGCUCCACGACCUGGAGAAGUCAGUGGAAGAGAUCCAGAAGGAGUCGUCUGUCAACCACAAGCUGGUGACAGUGCAGGAGCUGGAGGAGAAGGCCACUGUUCUGAGAAAGCUGGGAGAAACACUCACAGAACUGAAAAAUCAGUUUCCAGGCCUGCAGAGUAAGAUGCGGGUGGUGCUCAGGGUGGAGGUGGAGGCCGUCAAAUUCCUGAAAGAAGAGCCACACAGGCUUGAUGCCCUGUUAAAACGCUGCAAGACUAUAACUGACACCCUCGCCACCAUGCGCAAACAAGCGAAUGAGGGGGUGUGGAAGAAGCAGGAGGAUUUCUCUAGUCCUUCAUCAAAGCACAACGAUGAUUUGCGAAAGUUUUCAGACUUUGACAUCCCAACCAGCCCGCCACUCACCAUCAAUGACCUUGGGGUAGGCAACAGCCUGUCCAACUGGAGUCCCCAUUCCAGCCUCAGCCGUGGCCACGGGAACAUGUCCAGCCCCCACAAGGACAAUCAUCCUCCUGUUCCCCACAAGGGCAAAGCCCUGGAGGAGCUGGAACGCCGUGCUUUAGCUGACAAAGCUUUGUCUGUGGAGGUCCGACUGGCAGCAGAGCGGGACUGGGAAGAAAAGCGGGCCAGUCUGACCCAGUACAGUGCCCAAGACAUCAACCGGUUACUGGAGGAGACCCAGGCUGAACUAAUGAAAGCUAUUCCAGACUUGGACUUUGCUGCCAAGCAGAUCAAGCCCUCCUCCAACACACCAUCCUCCCAGAACCCACAGAGUGGAGCAGGAACCCCAGAGCACCGCAUCAGCAAGCCACAGCACAAGCUCUCUGGGAAAGAGGGAGGGUCCAGGCGUGGCUCUGAUGAGCUGACAGUACCACGGUAUCGCACAGAGAAACCCUCCAAGUCUCCUCCUCCUCCACCACCAAGACGCAGUUUCCCAUCUUCUCCAGGCAUAACAAGCCGCAGCGGAGAGCCCCUCAUUCCUGGAAAAAGUAUAAAGAAGUCCGAAUCUGAAGAGACUGAAGGCCAGAAGCCUCAUGUAAAACUGAGGAGGGCCGUGUCUGAAAACCCCCGCCCUGCGUCUACACCCCCCACACUUGCCUCCGGGGACAAGGAGGAAGGAGAGGAGGAGAAAAUUGCUGCUGAGUUGGAGGGAAGGUGCUUGUCUCCUGUUCCCCACAUCAUGUUGACAGAGUGUUUGCCAGCUUCACCCACUGCCUCAGAGGAUCCUGUCAGAGAUUCAGUAAAUUACCCUCGAAAAGAGAGUCGUUCACAAGAUUGGACUGGUCAUCACACCGUCUACCAGACUCAAACUUUAAAAGAAAAGGAUUUAUUUGAAAACCCUAUUCAGCAAGAGCAAGAGCAGCGUAGUUUUAAGGAGGACAUGGAGUCAAAACCGGAAGUUGCCCUGCUGUUGACAGAGCUGGAGGUGAGGGUAGUGUCUCCCAUUGAGGUCCAGGAGCUCAGCAGGACUAUAGGAGAAGCUCUGCAGACUCUGACCAUCUCACCACAGACUAAUGAAGUCCCUGAGGUCCAGCUGAGUGGACGGCCUCUACUAGUGCUCCUCAGAGAAUUAAAUACAAUCAGGGAUGCCUACAGGCUGCUGUAUUCCCUUUUGGAGCCAUCCAAGCCGGUGCCCAAACCCAGAAUAAAGUCCUCCUCCCUCCACUUGGGCCAGCAGAGCUGUCUGGUGGAUGCUCUGAGGAGAGGGAUAGAGACAGGGGACAGAGUGUUGACACUUCAACACAACACUGAAAUUAAGAUUCCUGAGGUACAGCAGACAUCAGUAAACAUUACUCAGAAGUCCAGUGGAUUACCUAGCUCUGCGGACAGUCUAUCCAACGAGAUCCAGAGGAAACGCAGAGAAGGUAUCCGGCUCAGCACCUACAGGAGGCUGGACAGCUUGGAGGAGACUAUUCGUGAGCUGGAGAACACCUUGAUAGAGAUCAGUGGCCAUCCAUCACAGCAGCUCUACACUGAGACAGCCACCAAAGGCAAACCUGUGCAGGUGACGGGCAGUCCAACCACAGAGACAAAGAAGCCUCCGGUCCCACCCAAGCCAACCUCUUUCAGCCCAGCAUCGAUCCAGGGAGGGAAUGGUACAAGUGCUGGUAAAGUCCUCCACUCCUCAGCUGCCUCCAAACUGAAGCACCUGCAGCAGAACAGCACAGACAAGACUAAAAGUGGCAGAAGAGAGGACUUCCUGAAGAGCCAGGGCCAGAACCAGGCCUUGGGGACCAACAGCACCAGUGGCAGUAUUGAGCCAUACCUCUCUGGUAUCAAAACGGGAAUUUUCUCAGGCCGAGUGCCCUCUCCUGCAGCAGCAUUUGCCCCUGGCCUAAGGAAGUACCCCCAGGAGGGGGCAAUGCCCUCCCUGACAGCCUCCUCCAGCCAAGCAAAGGCCCUGCUGGCAAGCCUGUCUGCCUCCGGUCUGAGCACUGAGGCCCUGCUCCUCUCCUCCACCCUCCGACAUCGCCGCCUUCUACGUGAGCAGCGAGCCUCCUCCUUGCCUCUGCCCAGCAGCCUGUCCACCCCCUCUACUCCCACUGCUACCUCCCCCUCCUCUUCUGCCUCACCCACCACCCCAACUCCUUCCCUGUCUCCCUCCUCCCCAACCCCUCUGAGCUCCCUUAACCCCCCUUCUGCGGUUCUCAAGCCCAGCGGUUGUAGCUCCAGCCUCAACAGCUGCAAGGAGGAUGGCAAUGAGCAUGUGAAUAAGGACCUCGCCCCUGGCAGCACUCAGUGAUGAUGAGGAGGAGGACACGGGAGUAUUCAAGCACCAUCACAUUAUGAACCAUGAAGAGAAAACAACUGCAUUAUGGAUUUUUUUUAGUGUCAUAUUUUAUUUCAGGACUUUUUUGCUUUUUCUUCCUCUUCUUUUUCCUCUCUAAUUUUGGCAUCACUCCAGCAUGCAGAGUCUUCAAAUUUCCAUGGCAAGAACUAUCGUACUGUAAAAGCAGUCACAAUCUUCUUCUUGGACAAGUUUCCUACUCUGAUCUGGUUCCAUAGUUCCUCUGCAGUUCUCCCACGCAGUCAUACUGCCAGUCUGCCAGAAAGAGAGCGCACAAACGGGCCUCCCCUCCUACCAGCUGCCUGCUGUAAGCUGAUGUGGUCUGGAUGGAUUUACUGACAGUAGCAGUCUCAUAUAAACCCUCACUCACUGGGGUUGUUAGUGGAAUUGACAACAUUUCUAGACUGUGACUUUUAUCAUAGAAAAUAGAACUGCAAUAAUCACCAAGUGAGUCCAGUAGUUUUGUGUGUUCAGGAUAAUAUUGCUCUCACAUCACCUGGCAGAAUGUGCUCAGAAAAAAAUCAAAAGUAGAUCAAGGUGAUGAUUGUGGUUUCAAGCUGUUUUGUGUUAAAAGGGCAUUUGUGGCUUUUCUUGCAUCACCUGUGUUUUAAACUCUGAACUGGUGCUAUAUUUUCCCCUCCGUUUGUACACACUGUGUAAAGAGUUUACAUGAUUGUCCUCAUGCCCUGAUCUCUGACCUGAUGUGAUCUGAUCUGCUUUGUUGCAAGCAUACAUUCCACUGUCUGACUUUGAUUUCAUGUCACACUGAAUACUAAUAUGCAUCCCUGCAGAAAGAAAUCCUUGCAUCGAAAAUUAGAAACAAUUAUGGGAAAAUCUUUGAUUUGAAAAAGACAGUGUAUUCACAAAAGCACAUUGUAGGGAGAAGUCCUAACAGCACAUUUAAAAUAGAACCAGGAGGUACAGUUACACAAACAGGAGAAAGGAAUGCAACUAGUGAAUUGUACAGACAUGUUGAAUUUCUGUAUAUGUGUAUUAACUAGUUAAUUAUGACAAUCAGGAUGUUUCUGCAGUAGCAUCUUACAGGUUGCUCCGGCAUUUUGGCACCUGACAUCACAAACCUUCCCAAAGACUCAAGCGCACACACAGUAAUGAUUAACACACACAUUUUGUCACACAGUCUGCACUUGUAAAGCCAAGCUGUUCGCAGAAGCACAGACUCUACUAGUUGUUUGUUUCAGCAAAUCUUGUGUGAUGAUUAAGGUUUUAAGUCACAUCUGUUGCACCAUUGAUAUCGAGCACUUUGGUAAAAUAUGCCACAUCGACCAGAACACAAUUUCACCUUUUAAGGAAUCUGAUCUACAGAGUGACGGAUGAAGUGGCUUCUUUUGGAGACACUUGUUUCUUUUGAACUUCAAAGUUACUCUGAUGGGAAGCAGCUUCCAAAGUUUUCAGCUAAAUUUGCAAGUCUUAUUGUAAAAUGGAAUGCCUUCUUAGAACAGAAUGUAUCUUUCACUGCGGUGAAGUGAUCGCACUUCAACAUCUAUGACACUGUUUCAACUCUUGAGUAGUGUUUGAAAGAUAAAGAGAGUUAAUCAGCACAUAUUUAGAGACUUCAAAUACAGCUUGACCCUUCAAGGGCCUGAGAUAAGAAUAUAAAAAUAAAAAGCAAGCACAGUUUCCUCUCAAACGCCUGACACUUUCCUCGAAUUUUGACCUUGUGAAUCCGGUUAAUUAUAACAAGCACAAAGCUAUAAAUGUUCCUUAAAGGAAGGGAAAAAAACAUCCCUGCAUAUUUAAAAUACCAUACAUUAGAUUACCAAUAUUACCGUUGCUUCAUUUGGUUUUAUUACCUGCAUGUUGAAACAUUUAUGAAUGUUAGGCCUUUGGUGUGCAUCAGUGACAGUAGUUUAUCACUAUUUAAAGCACAUCAAAGGCCUGUCAGUGAUUCCCUAAGUGUAAACCCUGCACAAGGAACCAUUCUAAAGCUCCCUGUCCUAUAUUAUUGCCUUAAGGCUGCCCACUGGGGAGGUGAUGAGGUUGAACGGACAGUCAUAGAAAAAGUGAUUUUUUAUUUUUUAUUUCAGUGGUUCACAAGAAUGACCGUGUGAAAUCGAUUCUUUGUGGCAUUGAGAUUAAAACGUGCAAAAGGGGAUCAUGUCAAAGAGUAGGCAGCUUGAGGAGAGGGGAUUAGUUUGGGGACAUGUGUUUGAAGGCUUCUUUAAUAAGGCCAGCUUUGACUUGCCUUGUCUCAAUCGAGAGCGCUUGUGAUAUAAAAGACCCAAAGAGAUGAGAGGAAGGGUCUGACAGUCAGAGCGCCAUUAAGCGGCUGUUCUUUCCCUGCCCCUCUCACUUUGCUUUGUCUUUGGUGCGGGGCGUCUGUGAAAUAAAAACCACUCAGUUUGAGGUAAUCCUAGGACAAAGUUUGAUAGGCAAGUUAACAGUGUGUGCAAUAUGUAUUAGCACUCUUACAAUUUUGCCAAGGCAGUGCUCUUUGCCUUUGUGAAACUCCUGCCUGUUUGUCUGCAAGGAUCUGUUACCAUGUUUUUCCCAGUGCCUCUAAGACUUUGUUCUUACCAGAAAUCCCCAGUUGAUCUUGUAUUACAGUAUUAGAUCAGCAGCAAUGACAGAAUACCACUUUUACCCAAAGAAGAGGCUGCAAGAAUUGGCUUGUUCCCAUUUUUAUUUUAUUUAUUUAUUUUUUCAAAAAAAGAAAGAAAGAAAAAGAGAAAACAGCACUUGAAAUGCAGAGUGUGUCAGGUUGCAGCGGUGGCAUUUGACUAAACACUCCCCGAGUUCUAACAAUGUGAAACUGCAAGCUCACAGCACAGCGAAUUAUGCCUCACCCUGGGUGCUCUGUGGCUUCGCCAGGCAGGUUCAAGCCCUGGGUUUCAUAUUGAGUGAAGUCAAAUGAAAGAAAUUCACUUACUCAUGCUGUUCCACACUCAAAUCCAUAACUCUCCAAGUUAAAUUUGCUGCAUUUGCGUCUGGUGAGCGUUGGGGAGGAAGUAUUCACGCUUGGCUGCUUUCCCCAAGUAAAGUUGGAGAUGAAACCUCCCAGAAUUGCGUGACAGUGCUCUCUGGAAUGAUUUUUUUUUUUUUUUUUUUUUUCCCUCAAACCAAGUGUUAGUGGGCUGUGAUUUCAACAUGGCCGGAGGCUUAGAGGGCAUGUUGCAGACACUUAGAGUGGAUGCCACUGGCAAUCAGAAAAACUCAUGCAAACUUGAAAUCAAACAUAGGAGAAAUAUACAUAUAUAAAUAUAUCUAAGUGAGAUGUUUGUGUAUGAUAUUAUAAUUGUGAAGAAAAGUGUGAUAUAUAUAUAGGCCUAGAGUAAAUUAUAUAUUGUAAAAUGUCAUCAUCUCUUCAGUUUUAUAUAUUAGUGACCAUUUUGUACAGAUUUUUCUUUUUUAAUUCAUUGAGAGAGAUAUUACAUUUCACACUGAGAUUAUUUAUUCAUACGCAGAACAUUUUUAUAUUUGUUUAAAAAUAUCUGUAUAGAUAACAGUUAGCCUCUGUAAUAUAUGCUGAAGUUCAUUUUUAAAUUCUAGGGUUUUCUUCACUGAGUUAGAUUUUAUGUAAUUUUGAUUUUUUUUAAAAGCUUGUCCCUGAAAAUGCUCGUCCAGCUCGUCUGCACCGUUGCCUCCUUAUGUGAAGGGUCACUAUUGAGGUGCCAGAGGCUGGACCAGUGCCUGUGCUUAGGGGCUUAUUUUGCUACUAUCUUUUUGUUUUAGGGGGUUGUUUUCUGGACCUUUGGUCUGUUAUUUUUGGUUUCCCCCCAUCCUGUAUUUGUGAUUCAGCUUGUAUUAGUGAGUUGGUCAGAAACACGGAUAUUGUGGUAACUACUGUGAAAGGUCAGUUAAUGGGCCCAAAGGCUUCAUAUGGAGCCUUGCUGCUUUGACAGAAGUAAGUUACAUGGCUUUAAUUUCCCUCUGUGUCAUGUUUGCAUGUGAACAGGAGUGGUAGCAAUGUGAACGUGGAUGCUCAGUGCAUAAGCAUUAAGAGACAACAGGCUCUAAAUCAUUACAACAGGUGGAAGUACAUUUUGUUGUGCACUCAGUCGCAGUUGUUGCACUGAGUGGCUUUAAGUAGCAGUUAAGCUAAACCACAGAAGUCGUUAAAACCACCAAGAUGGAUCAAUAAGGGAAUUAAUUGUGUGAAUUAAAAGUUUCUCUUUUCCUUUUGCCAUUGUAUCUUUUUUUAUAACGAACCUACAUUCUAUAGUAUGUAUAUGAGGUUUUUACAUGAAUGUGUGGAUGUUCAAAAAUCUUGGCAUCAAAAGUAGAAGAACAAAAAUUGACUUGUAAAUAGGCCAAGUCAUUCCUAGCGAGUUCAACAAAUUGUUAUGUCCAAAAGAAGAUGUUUUAUUAAUAAACUAUGACGAUGGGUACAAAGGUAUAUACAAAACAAUGCAUGUAUAGUCUCAAGCAAUCGCACGGUGCAGUCGAAAAAAAUGUUGUCUACAUGUUUUCUCAAAAAAAUGAGAAAGAGCGAAAGGGAAAAGCGGUGCUGUGUUAGAGGUUUACAAACAUGAAGAAUGAGAUGUUAUUUUGGUAUCUGUGACACAGGCAUGUUCAGUCUUACUGUGAUGUUAUGUGACUAUGAAGAUGACGAUUGUGGCAGAGAGUGUUAGAUGUCUAGAGGGAUUCAGAAUGCUGGGACGCACCCCAACCAGAGAAGUCACCGGUGAUGGUGUACUCUUUCCACAGAGUGAUUCUCCCAUUUGUAGAGUAGUGUGAUAUAAGAACAAAAAUAAUACAGAAAAUAGAUCUAUAAUAUAAUGAUAUAUAAAUUUAAAAGCCUACUGAUACUGGAGAUACUAAUUUAUCAGUGUGGAUGCCAUGAUAUUCUGUGAGAAAUGUGUGUGUUUUUCCUGUGAGAAGACAGUUGGCAGUUGAACCUGCCUUCUUUUGUACAUAAUUUGCUGUGAUUGUGUGUCCAAUAAAGUGCAGCUCUCUUGUA
Epinephelus lanceolatus (giant grouper) is the source of this 10497-nucleotide messenger RNA. NCBI's taxonomy places the organism in Eukaryota, Metazoa, Chordata, Actinopteri, Perciformes, Serranidae. The record is from RefSeq and is a predicted model, not a curated record.